AUGCCCCGCGGUCGUUCGAACUCCAGUAGCAGCAGCAUAACCACUCAAAGUAGCAACGCGUCAACAUACGGGUUCACAACUCACCUCCAGAGUGCUGUGUCUUUGAUAGACUAUGACGAAGAUAACGGCUCUGGGUCGUCUAUUGCAAUCUCUGCUCUAGACGCUGCAUUUUAUGACAAAGGACGUGAAAGGGGUGUAGGAAAGAAACUUUGGGAAUACGUCUCUUCACGAAGACACGAAAUCGGCAAGGAUCCCAGGUCGUUGGCCACGAACGCGCCAAUAUCCCCUCCUCUUCCAUCAUCAAAACAUUCGGAGAUCACCGUAGGAAGGAAAUCCGCUCCGAUCCCAAUACCUCCAAAGACGCCAGGCACGAAAGACUCUUCUCAUUUACCUCUCGCCGCAGCAACGCCCAUUCGGCGGACCAAAAGCAUCUUAAAGAGAUCCCGGCAAUCGUCAAGCGUCGACUUGAAGCCAGCGCAAAUGUGCCCUGAAUCAUCAUCAGCAUUGAGCUUUGCGGAGCUGGGCAAGGUAAACGCGUUCUUUGCGCAGGUGCCACCAGGAUAUUUGACGCGACACGCUCCCGCCAAGUUGAAGCCUCGCUCACAACCGUCAGACGAUAUGCCACCCUUGACGCCGCUUCCAACGGACGACUCACCUUUCCCUGAAACGGAAGAAGUCAAGACGCCAAUCUAUUUCACGCCUCGGAUGAUGGGAUGGCCUCAAGGUGACGAGGACAUUUCCUUCUUGCAGAUGGAUGAGCCGAUGGACAGUCCUUCAAGUCCGUCGACGUCCCUGGGCUCAUUUGAUGGCGACUUUGCGGAACAUGCAGUCGGCGAGAGACUUUCGCGGACACGCAACGAAGAAGUGUUCGAGGAUGACCCUUUCUACAUGUCUGAUGAGCUCAUCCCACGUCGACCAUUUUGA
Coprinopsis cinerea okayama7#130 is the source of this 924-nucleotide messenger RNA. RefSeq lists its product as hypothetical. The transcript has 4 exons. Lineage: Eukaryota; Fungi; Basidiomycota; Agaricomycetes; Agaricales; Psathyrellaceae. The record is from RefSeq and is a predicted model, not a curated record. Bases 1 to 924 code for a protein of 307 amino acids.